Molecule: messenger RNA, 2325 nt
Organism: Helianthus annuus (common sunflower)
Lineage: Eukaryota; Viridiplantae; Streptophyta; Magnoliopsida; Asterales; Asteraceae
Product: very-long-chain aldehyde decarbonylase CER1
Exons: 10
Coding region: 280-2133 (617 amino acids)
Biological process (GO): lipid biosynthetic process
Molecular function (GO): oxidoreductase activity; iron ion binding
Source: RefSeq, a predicted model, not a curated record
UUUCACUUUCAUUGGCUUCUUGUUCUUGAAGAUUUUGAAGGCUCUAUUUGAACAUGUCCUGCAUCAACGCAAAUUUUCUGUUCAUGUUUGUGUUCAAACAUGUGGCGUUGUGUAACUCCUCCUGAAACCCAACCCCCUGCUUGGUCAUGAUAUCUUAAAGCAUGUAGUCUUCCUGCGCUCCGUUGUCACAAAUAACAGUGACCAUAUUUGUGUAUAUAUAUUAACACAAACUCAGCCAAGAUAAACAAAGCGCAACAGAAGUUAGAGUUGGGUUCAUCAAUGGCUGCUACUCCUGGUUUCCUCACAAACUGGCCAUGGAAACCACUUGGAAACUUUAAGCAUGUCGUAUUGGUACCAUGGGUGGUGAAGAGCGUCUAUAACUUCAUAACAAUGGAUGUAAACACAAGAGAUUCAACGACUAUCCUCAUUUUUCUUUUACUCUUGACAAGAAUGCUUCAUAAUCAAAUUUGGAUUUCUUUCUCCCGAUACAAAACUGCAAAAGGUCAAAACCGAAUAGUUGACAAGAAUAUUGAGUUUGAACAAGUUGACCGUGAAAGAAACUGGGAUGACCAAAUAAUAUUGACGGGGUUAUUGUAUUAUUUGGUAAAUUACUAUUUUGAAGGGGCUCAACACUUACCUAUAUGGAGGUUGGAUGGGGUUACCAUUAUUAUUGUGCUACAUGCUGGACCUGUAGAAUUUUUGUAUUAUUGGUUUCACAGAGCUCUCCACCACCAUUUCCUUUACAAUCGCUAUCAUUCCCACCACCAUUCAUCCAUAGUCACAGAGCCAAUCACCUCCGUGAUUCAUCCAUUUGCGGAACACAUCGUAUAUUUUGCGCUGUUUGCGAUCCCGUUGAUGACGGUAGUCCUGUGCGGUAAGGCAUCUAUGGCUACGAUUGCGGGGUAUGUUAUGUAUAUCGAUGCAAUGAACAAUAUGGGUCACUGCAACUUUGAAUUCAUUCCAAAAUCACUAUUCGUUAUGUUCCCUCCUCUCAAGUACAUCAUGUAUACUCCAACGUACCACUCUUUGCACCAUACUCAGUUUCGAACAAACUAUUCGCUUUUCAUGCCAUUCUACGACUACAUCCAUGGCACGAUGGACAAAUCUACAGAUAUGUUGUAUGAGAAGUCGCUAAAACAAAAGGAAGAAUCGCCACAUGUCGUGCAUUUAACACAUCUAACAACCCCUAAGGUGAUUUAUCACAUGAGGCUCGGGUUUGCUUCCUUAGCUUCUAAACCACACACUUCUUCCAAGUGGUAUUUAUGGAUUCUUUCGCCUAUCACAUUUUUGUGCAUGUUGAUUACACGGGUUUAUGGGAAAACAUUCGUCAUUGAAAGGAAUGUCUUCAAAGACCUAAAAUUACAAACUUGGACCAUACCAAAAUACAGGACACAAUACCUAAUGCAAGGGCAAAGACAAACCAUCAAUGGCUUAAUUGAGGAUGCUAUACUAGAUGCUGAGGCAAAGGGUGUGAAAGUUUUAACUCUUGGUCUACUUAAUCAGAGGGAAGAAUUUAAUAACAGUGGAGAGUUAUUCAUAAGAAGAAAUCCAAAACUAAAAGUGAAGUUGGUGGAUGGGAGCAGUUUAGUAGUUGCAGUGGUCGUAAACAACAUUCCAAGAGGCACCACACAAGUAGUUUUUAGAGGAAACUUCAAUAAAAUUGCUUGCUACCUUGCUCUAGCUCUGUGUCAAAAGGGCAUCCAAGUUGCUGUAUCUCGAGAGAAGGAUUGUGAGACAUUGAAAUCCAAGCUAAACUCAGUUAAUGACCAUGAUAAGUUGAGCAUUUCACAUGUUUACUCCCACAAGACAUGGUUGGUGGGGGAAGGACUAACCAAAGAAGAACAAAUGAAGGCAUCAAAAGGAACCAUAAUCAUUCCUUACUCCCAAUUCCCUCCAAAGAAAGUGCGCAAAGAUUGUGUUUACUACACCACACCAUCAAUGCUCACUCCCAAAUAUCUUGAGAAUGUUGAUUCUUGUGAGAAUUGGUUACCAAGAAGGGUAUUGAGUGCAUGGAGAAUUGCAGGGAUACUUCACGGGUUAGAAGACUGGAAAGUGAAUGAGUGUGGGGAAGAAGUUUUCAACAUCGACAAAAUUUGGGAAGCUAGUAUUCGACAUGGGUUUAGCCCUUCAUGAAAUCAUUCACUUAAUCAACAUGUUUUUAUGUUUACUUUAGACUUAAAUAUCUAAAAAUAACAAUGUCUGUGUUCUCAUUGGUUGCUUCCUACUCGAGAACAUUGUAAUGGGUGUAAUGUUAAACACUUGAAGGUGUCUAGAACUUCUAUCCAAGAAGUCAAUUUAUUUAGUGAGUGUCAGCAGUUGCUACUA